AUGGUCCUCCCGUCCGAAGUUCGACAUGCUAUCAUGUCGUUAAGAAAUCGCAUGGAACCCGGUCCCGACAGGCUGAAUCUACAAGAGACAAUGCUCAUGCGGAACGGAUGGAUCUCGGAUGCCCCAUUCAUGCUCAAUGGAACGAACAUAUCCGAAUGCAGCAGAUGCGAAUAUCUGGGUCAGGAAGUGAGCAUGAAGAACGACCUUAUCCCUCAGCCGGGCAGGAGGAGACGAGCGGCUUGGGGAGCGUAUAAGAGCAUCGGGGAUGUAGUGAAAAAGACCAAGAACACCCGGCUCCGUGCUCAUCUCUUCAACACCACCGUACUUCCUGCUUUGACCUUUGCUUUGGAAACCUGGGCAUCCCGCAAGCAGCAAGAAAAUGCGCCCAUUAUGAUGUACGGAUCGGAGACUUUGGCAGCACCGUCUACGGUGAUGAAGAGGCUUGACGGAAAGGAAGCUGCUCUGAUGGCUGUUUGGCUACUUUUGGUCUAG
Molecule: messenger RNA, 492 nt
Organism: Necator americanus (New World hookworm)
Lineage: Eukaryota; Metazoa; Nematoda; Chromadorea; Rhabditida; Ancylostomatidae
Exons: 3
Coding region: 1-492 (163 amino acids)
Source: RefSeq, a predicted model, not a curated record